CUCCGCCCGCCCCUCCGCCGCCUCCGGGAGCAGCCGGUACCGGCGCACCGCGGGGUGGAGCCGCCCGGCUUCGGCUCCGCUGGGGGAAUCGAGGAGGCUGCCCGCCUCGCCGCGGCCGCAGGGUGCGUGUGCGGGGCUUGCGACCUGGGCUCGCGUCGGUGCUUGGAUCCCUCCUCCUCCUCCUCGUCCUCCUCGUCCUCCUCCUCCUCCCUCCCGCUCCCCGCCUGGCAGCGAGGGGCUGGGGAAGUUGCGCUUACACGCGAGCCGGCUUCGCAGCGGGGAUCGCUCUGAGGAAAAGGGGCUCCCCCCUCCCUCGCCGCCCCCCCCCCCCCCCCGUCGCCGUGGCCUCCGAACAGUCAUUCUUCCAGAAUGCCAGAGGAAAGUUCGCCAAAGCGGAGUCCUCAAAACAUCCCGUACAAGGACCUGCCCCAUAUCGUCAAUGCUGAUGGGCAGUAUCUCUUCUGCAGGUAUUGGAAGCCAGCAGCAGCUCCCAGGGCCCUCGUGUUUAUCGCUCAUGGCGCUGGGGAACACUGCGGCCGCUAUGAUGACUUGGCCCAGAGGCUGACGGGACUUAACUUGUUUGUUUUUGCCCAUGACCAUGUUGGCCAUGGGCAGAGCGAGGGUGAUCGUAUGGUUGUCUCAGAUUUCCACGUCUUCAUCAGGGACAGCUUGCAGCACAUUGAUCUCAUGAAGAAAGAACACCCCGAGCUGCCUAUUCUCAUUCUGGGGCACUCCAUGGGGGGAGCCAUCUCCAUUCUGACAGCUAGUGAGAGACCCAGUGAGUUUUCAGGCAUGCUGUUAAUCUCUCCUUUAGUGGUAGCCAGCCCAGAAGUCGCCACUCCCAUCAAGGUUUUUGCAGCGAAAGUGCUCAACUUUGUUCUCCCAAACCUGUCACUGGGAUCGAUAGAUCCAAAUGCAAUUUCCCGGAACAAGAAGGAGAUGGAGUCUUACACAUCUGAUCCCUUGGUCUACCACGGUGGCAUGAAGGUCUCCUUUGUCAUCCAGCUGAUGAAUGCCAUUGCCAGAAUUGAGCGAGCUCUGCCCAAGCUGACUUUGCCCAUCCUGGUGCUACACGGCUCUUCUGACAAGCUCUGCGAUAUCAAAGGGUCCUAUUUACUGAUGGACACAGUGCAGAGUCAGGACAAAACACUCAAGGUAUAUGAGGAAGCCUAUCAUGCCCUUCACAAAGAGCUGCCCGAGGUCUCUACCUCUGUCUUCACAGAAAUACUAACAUGGAUUGGCCAGAAGGUCUCAGCAGCUGGGGAAACCAGCCAUACUUAAGAGCAGUUGGUUUUGUAGCUCUUUCUGGGGUUUUCUGGGAACAGAUGCUUUUCUUAAUAGAAGUCUCUCUGAAAAAGAUCUAAUGUGGAGGGACUCUUGGGAUAUUUUAUCAUGCACAGCAGAAAGGAGGGUGGGGGGAGAGGGACAGGGUGGGGCAUUAUUUGCUGAUGUAAAUGGCCACUGCCCUAAUCUGGAGAAGAAUUGAUAGCUGUGGGAGAAGCCGUCAAAGCUUUCCAGGUCGGGUGACUUUACUGAAAUGCCCCUCACCCACCAAACUUCCCCCACCACUUCCCCUUCUCUGCUUUCACUGGGGUGACAGGGGUGUAUUUAUACUGCAAUAAUUUUUGGUAUGUUAAAGAAGUCAGUAUCUUCCACUUCAUGGUUUUGAUUCCAGGUGCAUACAGUCCCUUCCCUGUCCCCACCAUCUAGUACCUUAAAAGCCCUGGUCCUUGAGAGGAGAGCAGUAACGAAGGUGCUGGAUAACGAGGAGAGGCUAAAGAUGGAGCUGGCAGCUCCCUGAAGGUGAAAGGCUGGUUUUCAAGGUCAGACCUCUUUGGAUACUGCCUUUAUAAGCAGGCCAGGCCAGGGGAGAGCAUAAAGACAGCCUCCCCCACUGCCCUGCAUGUCUUCUGUGAGUUUGCACUCGGGGAAAGCGUGUUGAACAGCUCUUUAGUUUUCAUCAUCAGAGCAGGAUCCCAGAGGGGAGAGCAGGAAUGUGGAAUCAAACCCACAUAGCACAUUCAAAAACCAUGCUUUUCCCAAUGCCAAACCUCAUCUCAUCUGCAAAAUGAACUAUUCUGUAAAUAUUCCUAGGGGCUGCUUUUUUUCCUUCCUUCCUUCCUUUUUUUCCCCCCCCUUUUUUUUUUCUUUUGGAAUUAAUCGCGCUACUGAAACUGAAAAAGCAAAGUCAGAAGUUAUAAGAGAGUAUAGUAAUAUAAUAUAUGAUGUAUAUAGAAGUGGCUGGGAGCUGGGGAAGAAAUGGGAGGAGAGUCUAAAGAAGGAGUUAAUUGUUCCUUCUCUUGGCAAAGAAUAAUGUUGUCCUACCGUGAUCCAGUCCUCUCACCAUAACUUUACAGUCAUAAUCUGUUGUUUUCCUUCAUCAGUUGGAAAAUGUCCUGAAAAUAAUGCUAGAGAGAAGCGCAGAGCAUCUGGUGGGUGGGGAUUAGCAGUGGGUGUCCUCAUGGUCCACCGGUUUAGUAGGAGACCCACAGCAUGAACAGAGAUCCCGUCCAAGCUUGCCUCAACCUCUUCCUAAUCAGCACAGCCACCUCUGGGGCAGAUCACUGAGCAGAGGGGCUAAGCUCACCCCUUUAGGCAAUGUGGGGAGCUGAAGGCAGAGUAUGGGGUGCAAUCAUCCGUCCAACAUCUACCUUGCUGCACUGAGGGCAUCCACGGGCACUGGUGCACAAGCAGCCAUGGAGGAGCUUGUGGACUGGUCCAGUGGUGCAGACAAGCCAAAUCCUAGAGCUGUCUGGGUCUCUGGUAGCAGCAGGGUGAAAGGAAAGACUUUAGACCCAGUUGAGGAGCAGAGGCAUUGUAUCGAUACAGCAAAAGCUGCCUAGUGAUCACAGCGUGGCUGUGCGGGUCAGUUUGUCCAGGGCCCUAAUUAUGAAUACACUUCUUGGCACUAGCCAAAGGGAGGGGCUUUAACUUGCACCUCUCCCUCCAAUUUUGCAAGAAGAAAACACCUGCAAAUGUUGCACUAUGAAAGAGCGGGGUACCUGCCCCAGUGACAAACCGGCCCCCUUAUUGCCCUCCCCGGCAGCAGUGGGAACCAUCAUUGUGCCUUCAGCUGCCGUCCCCAGGGCUGGAUCCCACCGGCGACAGCCGCGGGGCGUCACCCACCUCUCCUCCCUCUGAAACCAGUCCCGGCGACAUUCAGGAAAGGGACCUCUGUGCAAUAACGGUCAGAAUCAGGGCUCGGUCCCAUUCGGUCCCAGCAGCGUGGGCGGAUGAAAGCUGCGUGGAUGCAGGUUAUGCCCUUUUAAUUGCCCUAAGGGGCCCAAGCCAGGAAAGCUCUUUUAUGCAGGCUGAUCCAGGCACUUUCACACUUGUAUUUUCUUGCUUCUAAAGAGGAAUGAGCUGUAGUUCUCCCAGCAACGCCAACUUUUGAUUCAAAUAUUAUACCAGUGCAGUCAGCUGUUCUCACCAACCCCUGCUAAACCUCUGGUGACACUUGCUGUGGGGAGGAGGCGAUGCACAGGUCGCCUGCUCUGCAUCUUCCGACAGCCUGGCUUGUUGCAACUUCUUUUCCCUGAGCAUGAUCCCUCCUUGCCAGAUGCUGCUAGGGAAAGACAGCAAGAAACAGUACAGCGGUGAUAAACCUCACCUGCUUCUUCAGCUGGAAGGGGAAUCAGUAGGCGUGAUCCAGUGGUGACAGACAUUGCGGGGGUAGUAGCAAGAUGAUGACUUAAGGAUGGGAUUUUUGAAAGCACUUUUCCCGAGGAAGUCAGGAGGAGUAAAUCAAUGCCCACAUUCUUUACAUCGCUUCCCAAACUGACAAGCACUUUGCGGAGGGGGGGCAGGGAAGUGACCCUCCAGCGGGAAGGUCAGAGCCUGUCUGCUCCCUCCAACCUGGCUUCAGGCAGAGGAAAGUCCAUGGUCAGUGCCUUUGCUAAAAUGUGCCCUUUCACCCAAGAAACAUCCGCAGCUCAGCAGAAAUAAAAGGAAGCCAAUUACCUUGAUCUGGGGAAGACCUGUCCCUCUGUCUAGCUAAGCUCAGCAAUGGCAUGUGGCCUGGGGAGGCUGUGUUUGAAAAUCAAGUUAACAAACAAGGAGUUGAAAGAACAACAGUAAAAAAAAAAAAAAAAGCCAAAUAAGCCCCAAGCCCUGACACAGCAGGGGUUAUUGCCACCCUCAACCAGUUUUCUGAAGAGUUAUCUUCUGUGGAAAUUAACACGGGGAAACCUACCCAAAAAAAGCCCGGAAGGCUGCCUGUCCCCGGCAGCGCGCACCUCCAGACAGGCUGCUGAGCGGAGCGGGAGCAGCCCAUUUGCAGGUGGGGAAAUGAGUGCAGAGGGAAGGAGCCAGGAGCAAAUCAGCCCGGGUCAGUCGAGAUGCUGAUGUGCACCAGCUGCAGCUCAGCCUGCGCAUUUCAGCUGUCACUGCUAUUGCUGAGCCCUUACCCUGCCUGUAAGCUACUUUAUAUUGACACAGUUAGGUUUCACCAUGCCCUGGAGGAAUUCUUCCUUUGCUGACCAGAUUAGUAAUGAGCAGAGCUGCUGCCAAGGGAAAUGUAAUUAAACGCUAUUUUCAAAUGGCAGGUACCAUUUGCAGGGAGCACAGCCAGCCUUAUGAACGUUGCUGUGCGGAACAGCACCAGAGACUUGUCUGCCUUUGAGAAUAGGUGGCACUCAUGACUGAGCAAUAGCAACGUGUAACUACUGUAUAUAUCACCACCUGUAGCACUGAGAGACCGUUCCCCACUGCCUAACCCAUCGCAUUUUCUAUUUAGCCUGUUCUUUUUAUACCACUCACCUUAGCACACUGCCAGCACAAACCUAUUCACAUCACAUUUACUUUUCCAAGUAAUUUCUGAGCUUGUCUCUCUUGUUCCAUUGUGUUCCAGUUCAAUAAAAUACAUUUAUAUAUAUAUACAUAUAUAAAAACAUAUAUACAUACACAUGUAUUUUCAGUGGGAAAAACCAUAUACAAGUUUAGGAUUCUUAAAGGAAUACAAUGUAUAUUGCAACUAAUAAUAAAGUUAUGUUUUCUGAA
Messenger RNA from Aquila chrysaetos chrysaetos, 4998 nucleotides. It is a transcript of the gene MGLL, whose product is annotated as monoglyceride lipase. The transcript is spliced from 8 exons. Bases 370 to 1281 code for a protein of 303 amino acids. Lineage: Eukaryota; Metazoa; Chordata; Aves; Accipitriformes; Accipitridae. The record is from RefSeq and is a predicted model, not a curated record. Gene Ontology annotation, molecular function: lipase activity. Gene Ontology annotation, cellular component: membrane.